This is a messenger RNA of Morchella sextelata, 6801 nucleotides long. RefSeq lists its product as uncharacterized. NCBI's taxonomy places the organism in Eukaryota, Fungi, Ascomycota, Pezizomycetes, Pezizales, Morchellaceae. Gene Ontology annotation, cellular component: CCR4-NOT core complex; P-body. Gene Ontology annotation, biological process: nuclear-transcribed mRNA catabolic process, deadenylation-dependent decay. The record is from RefSeq and is a predicted model, not a curated record. Gene Ontology annotation, molecular function: molecular adaptor activity. The transcript has 7 exons. Bases 1 to 6801 code for a protein of 2266 amino acids.
AUGACAGCGCAGAAUAGUUCCACGCCUCCAAGUAAUAAUACCACUUCUAAUACCCACAAUUACCCUCAUCAGAACAUAGCACAACUACCACAACCGCAGACAAUAUCCGACCACACCUCCGGUGGAUCUUCUCAUCUUCUUCUGUCCCAGCAAUACAGGAACGCCAGUCACCGGAGUAACUCUGACCUCCGUCAAUCAUAUUCCUCUGCCAAUCCGUCCUCCUCCUCUGCCUUCUCGCUAUUUUCAUCCGCUGAGCCAACAUCACGGCACCAUUCUACUAGCUCAUCCACUUCUAGCCACCCCAUCCAUCAUCAGCAGCAUCUAUCAUCUCAGCUGCUGCCCACCUCGUCCUUCACGACGCCACAAUCAAAUAUUUUUCCGGGUUCGGUUGCGAAGCCCGCUGGAGGCGGUGCGGGAAGUGGGAGUGCGGGGUCAUCGCACUUGAACAAUCUAGCUAUUGCGCAGCUCAAUCUUUUGAUAACUGCUACGAACGAAAAGAAUUACGACGUGAACAUUAAGGAGAUACGGAAGCUCCGAAACGAAAGCAUGGAGAUCGAUCAGAAAGUCAUGCGGAGAAUCAUCACGACUAAUUACACUUACAUUAUGUCAUCUUCGAGUAGUCGGUCUUUCGAAAACUCGCCUAGCAGCAGUCAUCGAAUGCUUGCAGAGGGAAUUAAGGAGUUGGCUAGCUUACCACACCAGGUUAAGGAUAAAUUCGUUGAUGUGAUCACGCCGGUGACCCCAGAUGGAGAGGUGUUUAGAGAUUUCGACGUAUCUACGUUUUUCAACCAUUUCGGCCUGGACUCCUUGCAGAAAUGUAUAUUGGCUGUUGGUUUGAAAUCUAGUCCCCGAGUUGAUUUGCGGAACAAAGGUCACGAUAUCGUGAGCAAAUCAUUUCGGUCAAUGCUUGAGAUCCUUGCAAAUCCCUCUAAGCAUCCUGAGAUGACACCCGAAGCGGUUGCCCUAUUUGUCGAGCAAAUGCUCUCGGAACCCGCCUAUCAGUUCCUUGAUAAUGUUGAAAAACUCAACCUUUCAUACGCCGCAAGAUCGCGGUACAAGAACACCGCAUUGCCUCAAGAGGUUUUCAACAUCACAGAAUCUAUCGAAAAGCUUCGUCAGCAAGAAUCCCUAGUUCAGAUAUUCCAGCAAAUAGGACCUGAGAGUACAGCCUCGCUAGAAAAGUGCCGGGAGGUGUUAAAGCGGAAAUGGAGGGUCCAAAUUUCUGAGAGCGAAGUCACAGACGUUUUGGUCCUCAUGGCCACAAGCCGAAAUGCAAUUGCCUGGCAUGCCGAUAUUUUUGUGCAGGCUUUACAGCAGGAGAACCUGGCUCAAUCGUUUGAUUGGGAGAGAGUUAUUGAAGGUUUGGAUCGGGAGGACUUCAUCUUGGAAGGCCCAGAGGGGCUGCAUGUCAUACUGAGCGCUCUGCAGCAUGGAACUAGCAGUGUCGAAUUUCCAAUUUAUAAGCUCUGGGGCGGACGAUGGCAGCAUCCGCGGGCGCAGUGGUCGGUAUUAAGAGGCUAUAUCAAGGCGGACACUUUGGAUGUUACGAGGAUUCCUGGGAUUAGGAAAGUCUUCUCCUCUGCGGAUUUCGCCACGGCUAGUAGUGCCCUUAAACUCAUGGUUGCUACCUUCGAAACUCACAAGUUCAUCUCCUUUGAUGCUGUCGAUGUUCUGUUUUAUUUGGCUCUAAAUGAAACUAUUCCCCGGGAUAUACAACAAGCAGCACAAGCAGAAAUGGAGAAAGCUGCAAAAUUCACGCCAGAGCUUCUGCUUUGUGGAGCCUUGAUGAUCCCAAAACCCUGGCCCCAAACGCUUGACCGCAUAGUUUCAAAGUUGCUUGACAUUUUCUUUGAAGGGCACACGAGUCACCAGCUAGUCUUUUGGAGAUUGUGGCAAGUCGAUAAACCAUUUGUCACUAAUCGAUUCCUUGAAUAUCAUGCUGCCAACAACUUAAAUAUCACCCGGAUUCUCGAUAUUUCACAAGAUCUGCGAUGUCUAAGCGACCUUUUAGAAGCUCAGAAUGCCAUAUUUGUAUUGGAUGUUGCGUCGUUGGCGGCUAGGAGGGAAUAUCUUAAUUUGGAAAAGUGGCUUCAGGAAAUGAUCAACAAAUAUGAGGGGGAAUUCGUGAUGCAGUGUUAUAGAUUUUUACACAUAAAGGCCGAUGCAGAAUAUACCCAAGCAAGAGAAGGUGGCAAACCAACCAUGGUUAGUCUCCGUGUAGGACCUGUGCAUACAUUUCUUACAUUGCUUGACAAAAAUCAACCACCGAUGACCCAAGAGCAUCAGGAGCGGGUUACAGAAUGUCAACGCCUUUGUAUCCAAGCUUAUCCCCGUCUAAUAAACCUCGGCUCUGGACUGGACGCCAUUAUCCUGCAAAAUAACGCUGAAAGCAAUGGAUUUCCGCCUCACGUUGAUAAGGAUAUGCAGCAGAACUACAAAAUGAUGUAUAGUCAAGAGACUGAGCUCAACGAAGUAGUCCAAUAUCUUCAAAAGCUCAAGAUCUCCGUUGUCCCUCAAGAACAGGACCUCUUUGCUUGUAUGAUUCACGGUCUAUUUGACGAAUACCAUUGUUACCCUUCGUACCCCCUUCAAGCCCUUGCUACAACCUCUGUUUUAUUUGGGAGUAUCAUUCUAUACAAGCUGAUCGACGGUAUUCCAUUGCGCGUUGCUUUGGCAAUGGUAUGGCAAGCUGUACGCGAUCACGAGCCAUCGUCUACAAUGUACAAAUUUGGUCUCCAAGCACUCUUGCACUUCAAGGACCGGUUGAAAGAAUGGAAGGAGUACUGCAAAUUGUUGGCACAAGUUCCCGGUCUCCAGGGGACAGAUAUCUGGAAUAUUGUACAAGACGUCAUCGCGGGUACAGCUGAUAGACAGGUUGACCCACAACCUGUUAACGGAAGUUCAGAUUCUGAUGACCUUGCUCCUCCCUUGACAAACGGCAAUUCCUCUGUUCAACCCCCGUCUCCCGUCCAGCCAUCCCACCCGCACUUCCAGUCUGUAAAUGCAGACCCACCACUUCGCGAUCAGUCACUGUACAAGGACCCAGAUAUCGAGGUGCAGGAUAAGGUCUUGUUUAUUGUUAACAACCUUUCACAUACAAACCUAGAUAGUAAACUCAAGGAUCUCAAAGACGCUUUACAGGAGGAACACCACCAGUGGUUCGCCGACUACUUAGUUGUCAAGCGCGCAAAGAUGGAACCUAACUACCACCCGUUGUACCUGGAUCUAUUGGACAAAUUCGGUCACAAGGGAUUGAUGGCAGAAGUUCUGCGGGAGACGUACAUCAAUAUCAUUGGAAUGCUCAACGCAGAAGCCACAAUGCAAAAUGCCAGCGAGAGGACAUACUUGAAACAACUUGCGAGUUGGUUGGGAGGAUUGACAAUUGCGAAGGAUAAACCCAUAAAGUUCAAGAAUGUGUCUUUCAAGGACCUCAUUAUUGAGGGGUACAUCACUGAGAGACUCAGUGUCGUUCUGCCAUUCACACGCAAGGUUCUUGAGCAAUCGACAAAAUCCACAGUGUUUAAACCCCCGAACCCUUGGUUGAUGGCUAUUAUUCGUCUCCUAGCAGAACUUUAUCAGCAUGUUGAACUCAAACUUAACUCAAGGUUUGAGAUUGAAGUUCUCUGCAAAAACCUGGGGUUAGACAUCAAAACAAUUGAGCCUGCAACCGAUAUUAGAGAGACUAGAGAUAGGCCUGUUGUGAAAGAAGAGGAGACGUUGCCGCCAAUAGAAGAUCUUUCUUUACAGCCGCCUCAAGGUUUCGCACCGAUCACCGACCCAGUUCCUUCGGGAUACGCAGACGAAGUUAUAAUAAACUCUCUAAUCCAGCAUCCUGCUUUAAAAAGGAUAUUGCAGACUGCAAUUGACCGCGCAAUUAGGGAAAUCAUCGGGCCAGUCGUUGAGAGAUCUGUUACAAUUGCCAGUAUCUCAACUUCAGAGCUUAUUCAGAAAGACUAUGCUACGGAAGGCGAUGAAAGCAAGAUGAGGGGUGCCGCGCAUAAUUUGGUCCGACAUCUCGCUGGUAGUCUUGCACACGUAACUUGCAAAGAUCCACUACGCAUGAGUAUGACGAACAAUAUCCGUUCACUACUUGCUCAGAACGGAUAUAACGAGGCAUCGGUUUCAGAUCAAACAGUCACCAUGUGCGUUAACGACAAUAUUGAUCUCGCUUGUAAUAUUAUUGAAAAAACAGCGCAAGAUCGAGCGAUCCCUGAAAUUGAUGAUAGCUUAGCUCAAGCCUAUCAAACGCGCAAGCAGCAUCGGGAAAGAAGGCUUCAGCACCCGUUCAUGGCGGCAAAUAUUCCUCGAAUCGCCUUCCACCUCCCGGAUCAGUUUAGGUUAAAGCCUGGGGGAAUUACACCACAGCAAAUGAGUGUCUACGAUGAUUUCGGCCGGAGUUCGAGGAUAGCAAGUCAUGAGGCAGCAGCAAGGAAUUCCUUCACGGACCCUUUCCCGUCAGAGUAUAUGUCAGGUGGGGCGCAAUCAACUGGGAUCGUUGACAUACAAAGGGCCCAGGAACAACCUGCCAGUGUUCAUCAGCAACUUCAAAUUGAUCCGAAAGAGCUAAACAUUAAAAUUGGGUCCCUUUUAAGCGAAAUGCGAAGAGCUGCUCGAAGCAGCGAUGAAGAGCACCUUGAAGACAUCAGCACAGAACACCUUAUCUUCCAUUUCUGCAAUGCAAUUCUGCAGAGUAUCUCUGCCAACCACCCACUUCUCACGCGCCCUGUGAAAGAUGGUUUAUGUUCAGCAGUGGCUUCUCAAAUUUGUCAAAUCCUAUUCACCGAUGGGCAGGAUCAGACUCAGCUAGAAGUGGAAGCGUUAGUUUAUCUCCUGCGGAAAGUGUGUGAGCUAUCGGCGAGUACCAGGCAGGAUGUUGUGCUAUGGCUUGCUCAGCCACGAGAAGACGAGCGACUCUUUAACGCCCCUGUUACAGUCAUGCUCCUGAAGACGGAUUUGAUUUCGGUUACACAUCUAGAUACCACCAUUGCCAAAUCUCUCAACACCAGAAGACCGCGUACGCUAGAGUUCUUGUCAAGGGUGAUGAAAGAAACAGUUUUGGGCCCAAACCCGUUGGUCCUGAGAUCCGAUUUCGCGGCAUCUCUUGAUGCUUUGGGCCAUUGGCUGAAACAGGAGCCAACAAAUAAGGUUGCUCUAGAUCUGGUCAGAGAAAUUCAAGGGCCGGAAGAAAAGGACGAACAGGAUCAGCUCGAUCUGGAGGAUCGCGAGAAGAGAGAUCAGAUGGAGUACAUUUUCACUGAAUGGAUGCAGCUUUGUCAACAUCUCUCUACGACGGAGAAAAAUUAUUCAGCGUUCAUCAUGCAACUGCAUCAGGGCAAGGUCCUUGCCGACAUGGCAUCUUCGUGCGAGUUUUUCCGAACCUGUAUUGAAUUCUGUAUCGGCGAGUACGAGCAGACUACCGUCAAUGGUGGAAGCAUCCAAACCAACUGCUAUAUUCCUAUUGAUGCACUAGCGAAGCUAGUCAUAUUACUGGUUAAAUAUCAGGUGGAGGACGAUUCAAAGGGCCAAUUCUUGGACAAGGCGGAUUAUCUCAACAGCAUCCUAGCUCUGGUCGUCUUCGUGUUUAAUUUCCACCAUGAGACUCGCGGGGAGCAUUUCUCUCAGAAGGUCUUUUUCAGAUUUUUUUCAAGUAUGCUGUACGAAUAUCAUUGCAUCGAAAGCCAAUUGGGAGCAUAUCAAGAAAGGAUAUUAAUGGUCUUUUCGGAGUGUUUUUUGACAAUUCAACCAGCUUUCUUCCCAAUGUUCAGCUUCCAUUGGAUGACCCUGGUUUGCCAUCGGUAUUUUAUGCCAAAGCUCCUGACGCUGGAGGGUGAUAAAGGCUGCUCUACAUUUGCGAAAAUAUUAGAGACGAUGUUGAUAUACAUCGGCACUCUAUUAAAGGAAUUGCCCAUUCCUCCGGUCAUCAAACUUCUUUACAGGGGUGUUCUCAGGAUUCUUUUGGUCUUGCAUCACGAUUUCCCGGAGUUCCUUGCUGAGUGGCACUUUUCGAUUUGCGAGGUCAUUCCAGUACAUUGCACCCAGCUGCGCAAUCUCAUCUUAAGCGCAUACCCCUCCACGCUUUCGGACCUCCCAGAUCCGUUUACUGCGGGCUUGAAAGUGGACCGCCUUCCUGAAAUUCGGAUCGCCCCGAAGAUUUGUGGGGAUAUUCUCAAACCUCUCGUCAAAAGUGGAGUUAAGGAGUUGGUGGAUUCUUGUUUAGCUUCUACCGAUGGGCCCAGUAACACCGCAGUUCGUGGGAUCUUGGAGAGGCUCGAAACCGAACCAAGGAAAGAAGCAGGGCUAGGCUUUAACACUGUCACUAUCAACUCGAGCAUUCUCAACAGUCUUGUUCUAUAUGUUGGUAUGGAGGCGAUUAAAGAUAUGAACGCGAAGGGUUUAUCUUUUCAGACGGCAAGUCCCCAUGCUGCUCUAUUCGCAAGACUAGCUGCAGAUCUGAGUCCCCAAGCACGUUAUUUCUUCCUAAGUGCCAUUGCGAACCAUCUUCGCUAUCCGAACAGCCAUACCCAUUACUUCAGUUAUCUGCUAUUGUUUUUAUUCGGGCCUGUUCAGAACAAGUCUACCGAGUCAGACGUUCGCCAGCAAAUUACGCGUGUUUUGUUGGAAAGGUUGAUUGUUCAUCGACCACAUCCAUGGGGACUGAUCAUUACUUUGCUUGAGCUACUCAAGAAUCCAACUUAUGAUUUCUGGAACCUACCAUUCAUCAAAUCAGCACCAGAGAUUGAAAGGCUAUUUGGAGCUUUGUUCCAACACAUCAACAACUCUUCGUCACCCCCCCGUCAGUAA